Messenger RNA from Gongylonema pulchrum, 333 nucleotides. Lineage: Eukaryota; Metazoa; Nematoda; Chromadorea; Rhabditida; Gongylonematidae. The record is from the annotation of a GenBank genome assembly.
AUGGCUCUAGUUAAUAAGGACGAUCGUACGAAUGCUACGAUUCAUCAAUCGAAUUUCAAGAAGAAAAUGGUUGUUGCCUCAAAGGCUCUUCAUAGAAGUCUGUACGGAUGUACAAUCUCCAUCAAAAGCGACCCGACGAAACUACAGAACAAAGAAUAUCAGGACGCUGCUGCGCUUGCGCUGCAACUGCGCUCCAGGGGAUAUAUCGCGUAUUCAACUGAAAAUCGAAUCAGGAUUGGACCGCGUGGCGACUCCCGCUGGUUCGCGUGCACUGAUCCAGCUCUACGCACAGUGCUCAAUGCGGAUGCCGCGCCACAGCUGCCCGGGAAAUGA